AUGAACUGCACUCCUAAUAGCAGCAUCACUCCCCAGCUGGGACUCGGACUGGGCCCGGGGGCUGGAGAAGGUGCUUCGGUAGGAGCCGGUGGUGGCGCUGGGGGCAGCGGAGGCCUGUGGGUGACCUCCCUGCUCGGGGCCACACUGAUGAUCAUGUGCGCCCUGGGAGUGGCGGGCAACACGUACACGCUCAUCGUCACGCGCUCGGCCGCCCUGUGCCGGACCGGCUCGAUGUAUGUUUACAUCACCAACUUGGCCCUGGCGGACCUGCUGUACCUGUCCACCAUCCCCUUUGUUGUCUGCACCUACUUCGCCCACGACUGGCUGUUCGGGGAGGCCGGCUGCCGCAUCCUGCUGAGUCUGGACCUCCUCACCAUGCACGCCAGCGUCUUCAUCCUGGUCGCCAUGAGCAUGGAGCGCUACCGCGCCGUGGCCAAGCCCUUCAGCGCGCACAGAUCCUCGUCCCGCAACAGGAGGCUUGCGGCGGGAUUUAUCUGGGCUCUCGCUUUCAUGCUGACACUUCCCAUGAUGGUGAUGAUCCGCCUGAGGGAAGGCAAACCCACCGCAGCCGGGUUGGUGAAGAGAAUCUGCUUCCCUACGUGGACACCCGAGGCCUUCAAGACCUACAUCACCGUGUUAUUUUUCACGAGCGUUUUGAUCCCUGGAUUGGUCAUCGUCGGGUUGUAUGCCGGGCUGGCAAGGCGUUACUGGACAGUGCAGGCUAGCUUAGCUAGCUAA
Molecule: messenger RNA, 738 nt
Organism: Menidia menidia (Atlantic silverside)
Lineage: Eukaryota; Metazoa; Chordata; Actinopteri; Atheriniformes; Atherinopsidae
Source: the annotation of a GenBank genome assembly